Molecule: messenger RNA, 843 nt
Organism: Penicillium canescens
Lineage: Eukaryota; Fungi; Ascomycota; Eurotiomycetes; Eurotiales; Aspergillaceae
Exons: 3
Coding region: 1-843 (280 amino acids)
Source: RefSeq, a predicted model, not a curated record
AUGGUGCUUCCCAGUCAUGCUCCUACUUUGAUGGAAGCAUCUCCCGAUAUCUUCCUGUCAAAGUUGGAGAUCCCUCAAUUCUCUGUGCGGGAUCGAUGGUGGGAAGAAGAUGCAAUCGUCACGCUGCGGGCUUAUGCCCUCAAGCCCAUCCUUCAGGGAUUCCGCUUCGGUUUCUUUCGCGAUAUGAAAUCUGUGAAGUACAUACUGGAGAGUCGCCCUCCGAGUGUACUCAAUUCUUUCAUCACUGCUUUAUCAAACCCGCAUGAGCCCUACCUUUCUGAACAGUCGAAUUGCGAGAAAUUGACUUCGUGGAGCUGGUUUCCCUCUGCACAAGGAGAUUUAUCAAGCGCUCAAAGAAUCGCCCUGGAAAUCGAAGCGGAAAGUCACUUCCAAUUUAGACAGAUAGCUUUCGAAGACAUUGUUCGCGCCGCCCUUGGGUAUGAAGCACCAUCAGUAGAAUGGUUUCUUCAGCAACACAGGGCACUUGGGGCUCUUUUCCUGAAGCAUAUGCGGGCCUACCCGAAGGAAAUCACCGUUUAUUCAAUGGUAGAGGAGCAUCUUCGGACACUAAGUCCAUUUGCUCAUCAAACCCUUGCCCAAUGUCUCAUGGUCUUUCAACCUGACGGGGAAAACAACAUGCCCCUGCCUGAUACGCCCGGCUUUUCAUUCAUAGCAGGCCCCAUUCAACAACUGUUCAAAGAGAACUCAUGCAGCCUGAGAGAGAUGUUCAAACUUCUGAGUGUUCUUGCUGCACGUUUCCAGCAAACAUAUACGCACUCCUCCACGAUGAGCUGGACACAAGACUUUGACGUUUCCCUUCCGCAUAUAUCUACCGAGGAAUGA